GCGUUGUGACAAGUGAACAAUCAAUUGCUAUUUAAAUAAAUUUGUAUUCAAAUACUCAGUUGCAUCAGAGAAUCGCAAUGAAAUUGUCUCAUUUAAGUGUAAGUUUGCUUUGUUUUGCGGUUGCAACUCUGCCACAGAUUAGACCUGUGUCUAGUGCCAAAAUACUCGCUGUCUAUGCGUUUCCAGGCAAAAGUCACUAUAUGAUGCACACGGCUUUGAUAAGAGAACUCAUCGAGAAUGGACAUCAAGUGACAAUGAUUGCUGCAUUUUCCCUCGAAUCGCAGAAAUUGGGAAGCAACUAUACGGAAUUGCUUAUAGAACCAGUCUACGAUUUUUGGCAUGAUGUGAAACUGGCAUUUGGCGUACAGCAUCUGUUUGAUCUGACGCGCAUGAAGAACCACGAUUUUCUGAAAAUGCUGGAAAUUAUCGGACUGAAGACAACGGAACAUGCUCUACGUCAGCCGAAGGUGCAGUCGCUAAUCCAUGCCAAUCAGACGGAGGGUGUAUUCGAUCUGCUGCUGGCCGAACAGUUCUAUCAGGAGGCCUUCUUGGCCUUGGCUUAUAAGUACAAUAUACCCAUUGUUAGCACCAGCACAUUGGGCUAUGAGAAUCAUAUGAGUCAAAUGAUGGGCCUGAUAACACCCUGGUCCUUUGUGCCACAUGGUUUUAUGCCCUUCACCGAUCGCAUGUCGUUCUGGGAACGGUUGAGCAACAGUUACGAAUCGCUCUAUGAGGACAUGGAUCGCUUGUGGAAUUAUUUUCCCAAAAUGGACGCGAUAACGGAACAGUAUUUUGGCAAUGUGCUGGCCGAGGUGCCAAAGGUCAAGUUCAUGGAAACGCAAAUCUCGGUAAUGCUGUUGAACAGUCACGCACCACUGACAACGUCACGUCCCACGGUGGAUUCAAUGGUCCCGGUGGGUGGCAUGCAUAUCUAUCCACCCAAGCAGCUGCCUCACGACAUGCAAAGUUUCCUCGACGGGGCAACAGAUGGCGCCAUCUUCUUUAGCCUGGGCAGCAAUGUGCAGAGCAAGGAAAUGCCACAAGAAAUGCUGCGCCUAUUCCUUAAGGUCUUUGGCUCCCUUAAACAGCGAGUGCUGUGGAAAUUCGAGGACGAAUCAAUUGGAAAAUUGCCAGAGAAUAUCAUGAUUCGCAAGUGGUUGCCACAGGCGGAUAUUUUGGCACAUCCCAAUGUCAAAGUCUUUAUUACACACGGCGGACUUUUUGGCACUCAGGAGGGUGUACACUAUGCGGUGCCCAUGCUGGGCAUACCCUUCUACUGUGAUCAGCAUCUCAAUAUGAACAAGGCUGUUCUGGGUGGUUAUGCCAUCAGCUUGCACUUCCAGUCGAUCACUGAGGAACUGUUGACCCACUCACUGCUCCAGUUGAUCCACAAUGUCAGCUAUAAGGACAAUAUUACGCGCGUCUCACGCAUCUUUCGCGAUCGUCCGCUAGAGCCACGCAAAAACGCCCUCUAUUGGAUAGAGUAUGUCAUACGUCACAAGGGUGCUCCGCAUAUGAAAUCCGCUGGCUUGGAACUCACUUGGUAUCAGUUCUAUCUGCUGGAUGUCAUUGCUUUUGUUAUCGUUAUCGCUUUGGGCGGUUUUCUUCUUCUUAUGCUCGCAAUUCGUUUGCUCAGAGGCAGCGGCAAAAAGCAGCGAAAAGCCAAAUCUAAUUAAUAAUAAGUAUUAAGUUUUCAAAUUUCUUUAUAAAUA
Messenger RNA from Drosophila innubila, 1712 nucleotides. It is a transcript of the gene Ugt49C1, whose product is annotated as UDP-glucuronosyltransferase 2B13. NCBI's taxonomy places the organism in Eukaryota, Metazoa, Arthropoda, Insecta, Diptera, Drosophilidae. Gene Ontology annotation, molecular function: UDP-glycosyltransferase activity. The record is from RefSeq and is a predicted model, not a curated record. The transcript has 6 exons. Bases 78 to 1676 code for a protein of 532 amino acids.